Branchiostoma floridae (Florida lancelet) is the source of this 1049-nucleotide messenger RNA. RefSeq names its product collagen alpha-1(XIX) chain-like. The transcript has 3 exons. Lineage: Eukaryota; Metazoa; Chordata; Leptocardii; Amphioxiformes; Branchiostomatidae. The record is from RefSeq and is a predicted model, not a curated record. The coding region runs from base 12 to 1049 and encodes 345 amino acids.
ACACAGCAAACAUGGGUCAGUCAAUGGGGUCUCCUGAAGGUCAACAUCACCAGGCCGAUGGCGAUGAGUCCGACGGAUACCAAGUAAUGACGGUUGAAGAGAUCAACAAAAUCCAACUCGGCAAGCUCAUCAUCAAGUACUGUGGACACGAAGGGACAACAGACAACGAACAAACUGCAAGCCUUCGCAGGUUACUGCAGCGGGCAAUCACUAACCUGGAACCCCUACAGGAGCAGUACCCGGGGGUAUGGAGGGAUGCAGAACUCAAGAUAUUUGACCUGUAUGGGAAUGGUUAUGUGGUUAAGUCUGGGCAGGGUUCUGUCAAGUUUGUAGUUCAAAUUACAGGAAAAGGUGAUGUUGAGCUUAGUAAGAUCAAAGAGGAGAGUUGGUGGACCUCCAUGAAAGCUCUUUUUAAGAGGCAAGAUACUCAGCAGCUUCAGAUAGAGGGUGCCCCUCCUGAACAGAGUAAUGCUAGUCAAAGCUGGCUCUCUUCCUUCCUUUCGUUCUGGCCGUCUAAUAGUGGUUCACAACCAAGAGAGGGUCAGGUAGAGGGUGUUUUCCAGAUGGUCCCAGGCAACCAUGCUGAAGAUGGGGAUGGGACACCUCAUGGGGAACCUCAGGCAGAGGCUGUUUCUCCGAUGGUCCCGGGCAGCCCUGGUGAAGAUGGGGAUGGGACACCUCAUGGGGGACCUCAGGCAGAGGCUGUUUCUCCGUUGGUCCCGGGCAACCAUGGUGAAAAUGGGGAUGGGACACCUCAUGGGGAACCUCAGGCAGAGGCUGUUUCUCCGAUGGUCCCGGGCAACCAUGGUGAAAAUGGGGAUGGGACACCUCAUGGGGAACCUCAGGCAGAGGCUGUUUCUCCGAUGGUCCCGGGCAACCAUGGUGAAAAUGGGGAUGGGACACCUCAUGGGGAACCUCAGGCAGAGGCUGUUUCUCCGAUGGUCCCAGGCAGCCCUGGUGAAGAUGGGGAUGGGACACCUCAUGGGGAACCUCAGGCAGAGGCUGUUUCUCCGAUGGUCCCGGGCAACCAUGUUGUUGACCGAGCAUGA